This is a messenger RNA of Colius striatus (speckled mousebird), 7000 nucleotides long. It is a transcript of the gene MTMR8, whose product is annotated as myotubularin related protein 8. Gene Ontology annotation, biological process: dephosphorylation; negative regulation of autophagy. The transcript is spliced from 14 exons. The record is from RefSeq and is a predicted model, not a curated record. Gene Ontology annotation, molecular function: phosphatidylinositol-3,5-bisphosphate phosphatase activity. Lineage: Eukaryota; Metazoa; Chordata; Aves; Coliiformes; Coliidae. Gene Ontology annotation, cellular component: nuclear envelope. The coding region runs from base 86 to 1978 and encodes 630 amino acids.
GCCGCUGCCCCGUGCUAAUGGCGGCGCGGGGGCUGGGCUGUGUGGGAGCGCUGAGGUGAGGCAGGGCGAGGUGGACAGUGCCGACAUGGAGCACAUCACCACUCCGAAGGUUGAAAAUGUGAAAUUACUAGAUCGCUAUACUAACAGGAAGGCAGCAAGUGGGACGUUAUACCUGACAGCUACCCACCUCAUCUACGUAGAUGCUUCUACCACAGUCAGAAAAGAAACAUGGAUUCUCCAUCACCAUAUUGCAACCAUAGAAAAACUGCCUCUGACCACAGCUGGAUACCCUCUCCUUAUUCACUGCAAGAACUUCCAUGUGGCUCACUUUGUUAUUGGGCAGGAACGUGACUGUCAUGAAGUGUAUACUUCACUGCUUAAACUUUCACAACCAGUAAAACCUGAAGAGCUUUAUGCUUUCUCUUAUAAUCCUAAAAUGUCUAAAGAGAACCGGGAGAUCGGAUGGAAGGUGGUUGAUUUGAAAGUGGAUUACCAGCGUAUGGGAAUUCCAAACGACUACUGGGAAAUAACGGAUCUUAAUAAAGACUAUGAGGUUUGCAACACAUAUCCUCCAGAAAUUGUGGUGCCUAAGGCUGCUAACAAGGCCGUGGUGAUCGGAAGUUCAAAGUUCAGAAGCAGAGGACGGAUUCCGGUGCUUUCUUACUUAUAUAAAGAGAACAAUGCUGCCAUAUGUCGUUGUAGCCAGCCUCUCUCUGGGUUCAGCGCACGCUGUCUGGAGGAUGAACAAAUGCUACAGGCCAUCAGAGAAGCCAACCCUGGGAGCCCCUUCAUGUAUGUUGUAGACACAAGGCCAAAGUUAAAUGCCAUGGCCAACCGAGCUGCUGGGAAGGGUUAUGAGAAUGAAGAUAAUUACGAUAACAUUCGCUUUAAGUUCAUUGGCAUAGAAAACAUCCAUGUGAUGCGAAACAGCUUGCAGAAACUCCUGGAAGUGUGUGAGAUGAAAUCCCCCUCAAUGAGCGAUUUCCUUACUGGGCUGGAGAACUCAGGUUGGUUACGGCACAUUAAGGCUGUGGUGGAUGCAAGUGUCUUUCUUGCCAAGGCCGUGAAAGAUGAAAAAGCAAGUGUGUUAGUGCACUGCUCUGAUGGGUGGGAUCGCACAGCACAGGUCUGCUCCCUGGCUUGCCUCCUCUUAGAUCCAUUUUAUAGGACCUUUAAAGGCUUCAUGGUUCUGAUAGAAAAGGAAUGGAUUGCAAUGGGCCACAAGUUCUCACACAGAUGUGGCCAUUUGGAUGGUGAUCCCAAAGAAGUAUCCCCUGUCUUCACUCAGUUUGUUGAAUGUGUCUGGCAGCUCAUGCAGCAGUUCCCCUGCACAUUUGAGUUCAAUGAGCGUUUCCUUCUUGAAAUCCAUGACCAUGUCUACUCCUGCCAGUUUGGCAACUUCCUUGGGACCUGCCAUAAGGAGCGUGAGGAUCUGAAAAUCUUUGAGAAGACCCAUUCCCUGUGGCCUUUCCUCUUACAGAAGAAGCAGGAAUUGAGAAAUCCUCUGUACAAAGGAUUUACAGCUUACAAAGAGCUUCAGCCAAACACACUACCUUUCAGUUUCCAGUUUUGGUGUGGGAUGUAUAAUCGCUUUGACAAAGGAAUGCAUCCAAAACAGUGUGUGUUGGAUCACCUGCUAAGCUGCAUGAGCCAAAAGAUGAAGCUGGAGGACAAUGCAUCUGAACUGGAAAAUAAACUUCCUUUCCUUGAUGGUCCUUUGCCCAGUGAAGCUUGCCCCUUAUCCAAAGUAGGACACGCUGUUUCAAAAACACCGAUGCUCAACACUCCUCAGGAUUAUGAAGGGGAACCACCUCCUGUGCUGAGCAAUGGUGCUUCAGCAGGGGACAUAGAUGUUCUGUCAGAUGUGGACCAAAAGCACAAGGAGCCCCUCCCUCAUCACCAGGACCUCCAUGAUCUUAAGGACGCUGUUGAUGGUUUGGACUUGGAAGUGAAGGAUGGAAAGCGGCAGCACCAUUGAUCUGCUCUGAGAACUGGGUUCAGCGAUCCAGGCACGUGAGGCAAAGGGGAGCUGUGCCCCUACAAGGGCAUAGAACCCUCCCCAACCAUUUUCAGCCACCUGUGAGUACGUGCUUGCAGAGAGCUGUGCUCACUGUGGAGAAGACAGUCUGUGUUUGGUUUGGUUUGCAGCUCAAAUGAUGAGGAGCUGCCCAGAAGGAUGCCUUGAGUCAGAGGAAGCAGUGGAAAACCCAUUGUGUGUUAUGACUGCCUGCCAGGACCAGCAUUCCAAGCUGAAAGAAAUCUUGGCCAAUGAACCUUAAGAGCUGUGCAGUGUUUAUAACUGGAGUUGGAAAGAUGCAAUCCGUUUAUUCUCAGUGGUGGUGCAACAUCAUCUUAAAAUGGUAAAAAAGUUCAGUUGGUUUUAAAAUGAUUUAAAAAAAAAAGCCCUUUUCUUAGCUAUGAAUGAAUCUCUGCAUGGACCCUCACUUUGUGGCAGAACUGAUUCAUUUCUUGUUUCCUAUGCAUAUUUGUUAAACAAAAACAAGCCCCCCUGUGCCUUUUUAUUGAGAUGGUUUUCACGUGGAGCCAUGCAACGUGCUAUUUUUAUUGUUGUAGUGUAGAGUGUAGUAUCUGGUCAUCUUUGUAGUCAGUAUUUUUAAACAAAGGGGUUUUUUUUUUAUGUGCUGCCAGCUUCUCCAGGAUCUUUGCUGAUCCCUGACUUCGCUAGCUUCCUUCUAAGCUGACCUUUCAAAGAAGCUUUUAUGAACCUCAUUUACUUAAUUGGACCUUGUUUGCCAGUUGUAAGAGGGCAGCAGGCCAUGAAGACAACUGGUAACACAGGAAUUUUUGACAGAGGGAGGAUGAUAAUUGAGAAAAGAUAAGAAAAAAGUUAUAUGGAAUUUUUCUCAUGUCUUCUGAUCUUGGUUGAAGCGAAGCAAGAGGGUAACUCUUUGUUCUAAGCUGGAACCAAUGUGAUUCCUCGCAGUAAUUACAGACAACUUGUGUUCUAUUGUUGCAGUGGGUCCUACAAUGAGGACUUCAAAUCAUGUGCUGAGUGAUUGUAGUGACUGUUACCUUGGAUGUUGAAGUUACGUGAACCUUAGAGAUGUCUUGUCUGUACUGUCAGGAGAGGGUGAGAUGAACAAUACCGUGAACUUUGUAAUUUUGUGAAGCUGGUGUCAAAACAUAAGUCAGAAUGUGACCCCUUGUUAAAACAAGAAGUGGACAUCGUGGCUUGUGGCUGUGGCUCUAGUGUGGACUCACUCCAGUGCUUGUUAACGCUACUUAGUUUAGCUUCAAACAGCAGUAAUGUCAGCUGGAGGUAGUAAUUCAAAGUUGCAGGUUUAAAACAGAUGUGUAUUCCAUUUAUACAGAAGCCUUGUGAAGAAACCAAGGGCUCGUCCCCCCGGGGAAGUGGAUGGCCCAGGAAAGCUGCUCCAUAGCACUUGUUUUGGACAAGCUUCUAUGAAACGUGCUUAACUGCAUGGAGAAGUCCCUUUGUGCAGUUUAAUUCCAGGUGUUUCUCUGCUUGCUUUUGCAUCCUGUUGUUUAAAUGAGAUGCUGCCGUUAGGUCUUAAAAUCAUUCUUUUUUUCUUGUUAUAAAACUUUGAAGCAAACUGAAACUAUUUCCAAGCUCACCCUCCCAAUCUACAACACAACAGAAACAUUCCAGCACUGUAAAAUCAGUAGCCAUUUUUCAUCUGCUUAUAACCUAUAGUGAAAGGACCAGGUUAGUUCCAGUGUUCAAGAUAAAGCAGAAAAGAAAAAACAACCCACAAAAUCCACCCCUGAGUGUUUCCUUUUGGGUAAGAAAAGAUGUCUUUUCUUUAGCAAUUCAAAAGACCUGAAGAAAAAGGGCAAUAGCUGAGAAUUUCUUCAAUGCCCAGAAUGACAAAGAGAAACUUUUUUCCAUGUUGCAGGGUUUUCAGUCUGAAGGCAGGUUGUUUCCAGGGUGGGGGUGACAGAACCACAAUGACUGAUGUAAAAAUAAAGCACAGCAAAUACUGAACUGGGUAGCCUGAAACAGAAGAUGUUCACAGUUUGUUGAGUGGGUACUCAUCAAAAUUACUGCAGCAGCCAUUGAUCUGAUUUUAAGGAUGCAGGUUUCUGAAUGUGUCUUAAUCUCAAGAUGAGUGUUUGCUGCUGAGUCUCUUUGCUCCUGAUGAGAUCUGCUAAGCUCCUGACAUUAAAUCAGAUUGUCCACCAGCCUUUAGAUUUCGCUUUAUCCACACAUGCCUCAAGCAAAUGUGUCUGAACUGCUUUAGAUACCCCAGUGGGGUUUGGGAUCUGCUGUAGGUUUCCACUGGAUGGUGCUGGGAUCUCCUGGUAAAUGAGACUCAGACAGGCACUUUUUAGGACCAAUUCUAGAUGUCAUCAUUUCUUCUAAUGCCUUCUCCAGUGAAAACUAGAGAUUUGACUGACUACUGAAGGAUUUAGACGUGCCAUUGGGCAAUCAUUGUAUAGAACCAUUUUGCAGAAGGUUUCUAGAAAUGUUCCCACAUUGCCUUGUCUUUUGAAUUGCCACAGAUUACCUUGAAAAAAAAGUGUAAUAAUCUGCUUAUCCCCAAACAUAACGCUGAUGUUUCCACAAAUCCUUCUUGACUACAGUAUUACUGCAGGUGCACCUCACUAUGAAAAGAUUCCUCCAUACACUGAAAGUGUUAGUAAGCUUGUAGUAAUCUUGCUGCUUUUGAUUUCAGUUACAAACAAUGGAUGACUUUAUACUUUGAAAUGCAAAACCUAGUCAAAAAGAAAGAAAGAGGUGAUGAUCUGUCAUCUUAAGCCUCUUGGAUUUAAUACAUACAAACAUGGUCAAAGUCUGGGACACAUUAAAAGUUGUUGGUGCUGAUGCUGUAAAUUUGCAGAGCUGGAAAAGAUUCCAGGGAGUUUCAUGGCUUUCUGUGAGACUCUGCCUUUGAAAACCAGUUAGUGAGAAGCUUUUUCGUUUUGCUGGUGACUCCUGGGUGUUUUGAGACCAAAAAUGACAAGCUGGUGAGAGGCUGAGCUGUUGAGCAGUGUGUGUUCACUGCUCAGCUCAGGCUGCUUCCCAGAGCCUUGCAGAAAGCCUGUGUUCCCUCCUUACUGACCCCCUGCUGACCAUGGGGAGUGAUUUUUCUGAUGUGAUCCCUAAAAGUGUUAAAUCUAAAAGCUGUUCUGUAGGAAUCUCCUUAUGCAAGCAUUGUGUAGGUGAAAAGGGACUGUAAGUUAUUUACUCCUAGUGAGCAUCCAUGUGUUGUGAAGUCAGGAAUACUGAGGUUUCUUUGGGGCUGUCACAUGAACAAUGCAACUUGCUGCUUUCCAUUUGGAUUCCUCUGACUGGAAGAACUGGAAGGGAAGAGGGGUCUUGUUUGCUAUGGAUGGGCUCUGCUGGUGUAAAGCCCUUUUCUGGAGCAUGUCUUGCUUUACCAAGAUACUCCGUGGUGUUGUGGUUUCAUUCCUGUACCUAUGUCUCUUCCUACAAGCUGAUAUAGCAUUGCAGUGGGCAAGUGCCUGUCUUUCAAGCUACUACUUAGAAAAGGGACUUGUGCAGCUUUAUUUCUCGGUUGAAAUGUCCUAAUGUGAACUUCAUAAUGCUGAAUUCUUAAACUGUGUUUUGUUUUGCAGUUGUUGCCUGUGGUAGAGAAAAUCCAAUCGGUGCUGUUUGCUGUAGAGAAGAAAAAGUGGUUUGCCCAUAGAUGUUAUAGUUCUCAGUUGUCCCUCUUCGGAGGGAGAGAAAAAGCAGCUUGUUAAAGUCAGUGCUCAUGAUGUGCAUAUAGCUGCAUUUCUGUUCCUGCUCUGAGUGAAUGCCUUUCAUUUCAGUGCUUAAGAGCAAAAUCCCAGCUGCUCUGUGCUGGCUCAAGGGUACAUGAAGCUCCCCUGACUAGGAUGGAGAAGGAGACUCUCUUCUAGGUCACUGAUGAGCUUCAGUGAGCUUCUUGAGUCCUGAGUAGGGAGAUUUACUGGGAAGGAGCACAGAGCUUCCCAGGAUCUCUGCUGUUGGGUUACAGGUGGAAAUCUCCCUUGGUGAAGUGCCCUAUGUCUGUUGUUUCCAUCAUGUUUGGAGAUGGUGAGCCCUAAUAUCACUCCAAAGCACCCUUUUGUCGUAGCACCUGCAAGGAAAGCGUUUCAAAGAGCUCUUGGGCCAGAGCCCACUUCAGUUCACCUUCUGGCAAAACUGAUCUUUGGGUAGUGUCACUGAUGGUUGCUUCCCCACAGGGAUCAUUUCUUGGCAAUGAUGAGUGAUGAGUAUUUUUGAGUGAUCAGGAGAAUUCCAAGUGUGUCUGCUGAGCUGCUCUGCCUUGAGUGCUGGGGCCCUUUUCUGUAGGGAGGUAACACAGUUACCCCUUGUUUACACAGAGGCACUUCCCUCCCCUUGGAGCAGAGGGGAGGAAGAGUCUGUCGUGCAUGUAGUUGUUAUGUUUUAAUUAAAACACAGCACUUGAUUAAUGAGAUGAUGUUAAAGUCCAAGUUUUUACAAGCAUCUUUAGCACUAAAACAGCCAGGUUGGUGCCAGCUGCAGUUGUGAUUCGUUGGGUGAGUGUUUCAAUGUACAGCGCUGCAUCCUUUUGGCAUCUCCAAACCACAGAAGCAAUGCAGGAAGAGAACAGGUUAAAAUGGUUGACCUGUAUCUCCUAUCAUUUAUCUAUAUCUGUGUGUCUGUAUUUAAUGUAGCAGCAUACUACUGGAAUAACUUGUAGCACUGGAUCUAGUCAGGUGUAACUGAGCACACGUACCUUCCCCUUCCAUCAUCCACAAACUGCUGUCUGUAGGAAUGUACCUAAAGCUGUAUGUAGUACUCGGCUGCAAACUGUAAAUGUUUUUGCUGUUUCUGUGAGUCAGUUACUGUUUUUGUUGGUGUAACUGUUGAGGGACAGUUGUAUCAAAUUGUGGAUGAGGAAAUCCCCCAUUCCUGACCAUGCUGCGAUGGCUGUACACACGUCAUUUGUUAAUGCACUGCUUAAACGAAAACUGUACCAUGUUUAGAGGAGCACUGUGUCCUUUUUUUCUCUCUAAAUGUAUUUGUUCCAUGAAGUUCUACUUGUAUUCCAGUUUAUUUUUAUUC